CUCCUCUAGUGCUCCUCCCCUCUUUCUCGUCUUUUGUUUUUCCAUCCCCUUUCGACCUCUUACGCUCUCUCUUUCUCUUCCUUUCUCAUUGCUCAUAUCGAGGAAAAAUAGAAGUACAUAUUACAAGUUUACAAGAUUUGAGAUUGAAGAUGAGUAGUUCUAAUGACAAUUCUCGAAAUCCUUGGGCUCCCUAUGAUUCUUACAAAGAUUGCUCUCAAGGAAUUUGUAGCGUUUAUUGUCCCCAAUGGUGCUACAUCAUUUUCCCCCCACCCCCUCAUUUUACUCUUCAAGAUGAUUCCGGGACUGAUUUUUCUCCUCUCAUUAUCGCACUUAUCGGCAUUCUGGCAAGUGCUUUUAUCCUGGUAAGUUACUAUGCCAUAAUCUCUAAGUUCUUCCAGCGACGAGACCACGGUGGGAGUGUUACACAAUUAAACGAUCAAAUAAUCAGGAAUGAAACUCCCCAUCGAGCUGCUAAUGUGGGAUUAGAUGAGGGUUUUAUAAAGUCCAUUACGGUGUGCAAGUAUAAGAGAGAUGAUGGAUUAGUUGAAAGCACAGAUUGUUCAGUUUGUUUAAGUGAAUUUCAAGAAGAUGAGAGCGUAAGGUUAUUGCCAAAGUGUAAUCAUGCCUUUCAUCUUCCUUGUAUUGACACUUGGUUAAAGUCUAACUCAAGUUGCCCUCUCUGUCGUGUAAAUAUUACUGCAUCUACCAGUAUUUUCCCCACCCAGGAAACUUCUCCACAUUUAAAUGAUGGUGAAACAAGUAUUUCUGUGAAUCAAUUGCGAUGCCAACAGAGAAAUCAGGGCGUUUUAGUGAUCCAUGACCCAGAGGAAGCUGUUGUUUCAAGACAAAACGUAUUUGAAGAUGGGAUUCAUCCAAUUAGAAGGUCAGUUUCAAUGAAUUUUUGUGUUUCUAGAGGCCCUAUUUUGGUUGCUGAUAUAUUACGCAGUAGUGAAGAUGAUGAUGGGUUUCAAAUGGAAAGUAGCAUAGAUAAGAAUAGCACAACAGUUGUUAGGUGUCGUCAUUCAUUACAAAGAUGUGUUUCAACUGGUAGAUUCAUGUUCACAGGGUAUGGGAUUACUGGGAAUUCUAUUAUCCCCAAUUAGAAUUAAGUUUUUUUUUUUUUCCAAGGUUGAGAUCGAUAUUCACAAAUUAUGAUACAAUUAUUAGGAAUUUAGAUCUAAGUAUUGAAUAGUUGAGAUUUAAAUCUGAAUAAUAUCAUUUUCAAAAUGUAUGAAUCGUGUCAGUUAUUUUAAAUCUCGAUCAUCCGAAGUACUUGAAUCUAA
Mangifera indica (mango) is the source of this 1283-nucleotide messenger RNA. Its product is annotated as RING-H2 finger protein ATL51-like. The record is from RefSeq and is a predicted model, not a curated record. Gene Ontology annotation, biological process: protein ubiquitination. The coding region runs from base 150 to 1103 and encodes 317 amino acids. Lineage: Eukaryota; Viridiplantae; Streptophyta; Magnoliopsida; Sapindales; Anacardiaceae. Gene Ontology annotation, molecular function: transferase activity. The transcript has a single exon.